AUGGCCAAAUCAACGUCAACAUAUAAACGUUUUGUAAAAGAAUCGGAUAUUGAUAAAGCAAAAAACGUUUUCAUAUUAAAUAAACAUGAAGAUGUUACUAUAAUUUGGUUUGAUGAUCAUAUUGAUCAAGAAAUCAAAGAUUUAUUACAACAAUUACAUCAUCAUCUCGUUUAUUGUUCACAAUAUCAACAGCUAAUAAAUAUAAUUGAUCAAUUACAACAAGAAAAAAUUAUAUUAAUUGUAUCUGGUCAAUAUUCACGUCAAACUUUAACGAUUGUUAAUGAUCAAAUUGAUUCAAUUUAUAUAUUUUGUUUUGAUUUUCAAACAUAUCAAGAUUUAAUUGAUCUUAGAAAGAAAUAUUCAAAACUAAUUGGUAUAUAUACGGAAUAUAAUCAAUUAUUUGAAACAUUAGAAAGACAUAUACAUUCAGUACAUUUAUCAAUCUUUAAACUUGUUUCUGAUAAUAAUAAAUCAACAAGAAAUUUAACAGAUGAAUAUAUAGAUUAUGUAUGGUAUCAAUUAUUACAUGAAAAUUUAUUAAGAACAGAAACAAAACAACUUGAAGAAUCUAAACAAGAAAUGAUUGAUUAUUGUCGUUCAUAUUAUUAUAAUGAUAAUAGAAAUCAAAAAGAAAUAAAUGAAUUUGAACAACAAUAUGAUUCAUCAAAAGUUAUUGAAUGGUAUACAAGAAAUCAUUUUCCAUUUAAUUUUAUUAAUAAAGCAUUAAGAACAGAAGAUCAUUAUAGUUUAUAUAAAUUAAGAUAUUUUAUUAUUAAUCUUUCCAAACAAUUAAAAUCUAUUUAUGAUGAAAAUAUUGAAUUCUAUCAAGAUAUAUUUAAUCCAUAUUUAACGGUUUAUCGUGGUUUAACAUUAGAUAAUAAUGAUAUUCAACAAUUACAACAAUCAAUAGGAAAAUAUAUAUCUACAAAUGGUUUUUUAUCAACAAGUUUAAAACGUGAAGUAGCAGAAUUAUUUGUUGCCAAUGUUUUAUUUAUAAUUAAUAUUAGUACAAAAUCAAACAAACAAAUAUAUGCUUAUAUAGCACAAUGGAGUAAAAUACCUGAUGAAGAAGAAAUUUUAUUUGAUUUAAAUAUUUUAUUUCAAAUUAAUGAUAUACAUAAUGAUGGACAAAAAUGGAUAGUAUCUAUAACAGCAGUAGAACAGAACGAAAAUCUCAUCCAUGACGUUCUAAACAGAAAAUUAGAAUUGAACCAAAUAAAUAUAGACAAAAAUGUGUAUGAUAAGAGUUACACUAUUCAAUUAAUUAAAUAUUUUGAAAAUUUAUUAAAAUUUUCCGAUAGUACAAGAGAUGAUAAUGAAACAGCAGAUAUUUUAAUUGCAUUAUCAGAAGCAUAUAGCAGAGAUGGACAAAUUGAUUUAGCUUUAAAAUGUGCUAUAAAAGCAUAUCAUCUAUCUGCAAAAUUUAAUGGAAUAUCUUGGUUAGUUCCAUUUAGUUUACGAUCGAUAGCUGAAAUUUAUGAAGAAAAUCAAGAUUAUAAUGAAGCAUUAAUUGUUUUUUCAUUUGCAUUAGAUACGGUUCAUGUCUCUGAUGUUGAACAGAUCGAAGAAUUACAUUAUGAUAUUGGUAAAAUAUUUUUUAUAGAACAAAACUAUCAUUUAGCAUAUAAACAUUUUCAACAAUCAUUAGAAUAUUUACAUAUUACAGAUCGUCCAUUGUAUUUGCUCAUUGCUGAUAGAUAUGACUACGUUGGUCAAGUGUAUGAAAAACUAAUACAUUACAAUAAAGCGAUUGAAUAUUAUAAUAAAUCAUUACAAAUGAAAAUGAUUAAUUUACCAUUGAAUCAUUUAAGUUAUCAAAAAAAUGAUUAUAGAUUUGCUUAUGUUUAUUAUUUAAUGAAACGAUAUGAUUUAUGUUAUGAAUAUUCUGUAAAAGCAUUAUCAGUAAAUGAACAUGAAGAAAUUGUAGUACAUGCAAAUUUUAAGGAUAAUAUUACUUAG
This is a messenger RNA of Didymodactylos carnosus, 1959 nucleotides long. The record is from the annotation of a GenBank genome assembly. Lineage: Eukaryota; Metazoa; Rotifera; Eurotatoria; Philodinida; Philodinidae.